AAUUUUCCCACUUUUUAUCAAAAAUAGAAACAAUGAAGUAUAACAAUAGAACUAGGGUGUAUAAAUAUGACUGUAACUGCUUGGCACUAGACACAGAUGACUUGUUACGGUGAAUGAAACAUACAAAUCACUUUAAUUUACAAUUUUUAAAAGAAGACACGUGAACAUUGAUGAAAUGAUCAUUUGGUUGUUAAUGAUAUUCUCUGUCCUGUCAUAUUCAUGCAAUGGAAGUUUGGUGGAUCAAAGCACUCAAAGUUAUGAAGUUGCGGUAUUUGAUGGGAAAGCCUUAACGAAUAUCAAAACGGAAGUUGACGUUAUGAAAAAAAAUUACGAUGCUCUACUUAAGAGAGUAGAUAAUACAUGUAAUAACGAAAAGGAAAUCGCUUCCCUAAAAGGUCAAAUACAACAGUUGGAACAUAAACUUGAAAAUACUACGCAGACAUUUUCAUGUGAAAUUGAAGUUUUGCGAAAUAUUUUAGAUAACAAAUACUCACCUUUGGAGAUACCUGGAAACCAUAGCAAUGAGUCAGGUGAUGAACUACAAUGCCCUUUGGGUUGGAUUAGACGUGUUGACUUUGGUGCAUGUUAUUUCUUUAGUGAUACACAAAAGUCCUGGAACGAUGCACAGGAGCAAUGUAGAAAAGAUAACGGAUCACUUACAGAUAUCUUUUCUGAAAAGGAAAACUUGUGGUUGACUGAUAAAUACAUUCAGAAUCAAACAGCAAGUAAAUUCUGGAUUGGUGGGAAGUAUGACAAUGGCGUGUACAAAUGGUUUACCUCCGAUGGAAAAACCAAACAUAUGAAUUACACACGACUGACAAAUGGACUUCCAGAUCAACACCCUCAAAGAAAUCGUUUGGUGUGUGCUCAUUUAAAUGAUGGGGGUAUGCAUGGUGGACUACUUUUUGUUCUGAGGCAAUGAAUUUCAUCUGUAAAACA
Mytilus trossulus (common blue mussel) is the source of this 939-nucleotide messenger RNA. Its product is annotated as C-type lectin domain family 10 member A-like. The transcript is spliced from 5 exons. NCBI's taxonomy places the organism in Eukaryota, Metazoa, Mollusca, Bivalvia, Mytilida, Mytilidae. The record is from RefSeq and is a predicted model, not a curated record. Bases 176 to 922 code for a protein of 248 amino acids.